This is a messenger RNA of Stereum hirsutum FP-91666 SS1, 1144 nucleotides long. Its product is annotated as NAD-P-binding protein. Gene Ontology annotation, molecular function: oxidoreductase activity. The record is from RefSeq and is a predicted model, not a curated record. The transcript is spliced from 6 exons. Bases 39 to 965 code for a protein of 308 amino acids. Lineage: Eukaryota; Fungi; Basidiomycota; Agaricomycetes; Russulales; Stereaceae.
AGUCACUUUCUCUUGUGCUGAUUUGGAAAGCAUACGCUAUGUCUACUCUUCCUACAGUCAUUGUCUUUGGUGGUACUGGUCCGACGGGCGAGUCCAUUGUCAAUGGUCUAUCCGAGUCGAAGGCCUUCAACGUUGUGGUCCCGACCAGACCGUCUUCAAUCUCCAAACCUAACAUCGAGGCAUUUCGCGCCAAGGGCGCCUCCGUAGUCCCUAUAGAAAUUUCCUCGGCCACCCACGAUCAACUGAAGGAGCUCAUGAAAGGAGCGGACACCGUCAUCUCUGUCCUUGUGUAUACCCAGCUUCAACUACAGAGGAAGCUUGUCGACGCAGCAAAGGAAGCGGGUAUCAAGAGAUUCAUACCAUGUGACUUUGGUACUACGGGUAAGAGAGGUUGGAGAGAGCUCUACGAUGAGAAAUUGGGCAUCAGGGACUACGUGAAAGAGUCGGGCAUCGGUUACACUUUCGUCGAUGUUGGCUUUUGGUAUCAAGUAAACCUUCCUAUGAUAUCCCCCAAACAAACUCCCUAUCCUUUUGCAUUCGAACCCUCUCGCUACUUCUAUGGUGAUGGGAACACCAAGACCGCGUGUAUUGAUUUGGGCGACAUCGGUCGCUUUGUCGCCCGUAUAAUCGCCGAUCCCAGGACGUUGAACCAUUAUGUAUUCGCAUGGGGUGAAGAGCUUACGCAGAAGGAAUUAUUCGACUGCGCACGCGAAUUAGGAGAUCCAAACUUUCAAUUCAUUCCGAAAUCUGCGGAAGACUUGGAACAGCUUCUUUCGAACACCGAUAUCCCCAUCACUCUCUGGCAGUAUCACAAAAACAUGUGGGUACUCGGCGAGAAUACUGUCGAGAACGCCAAGAAGGAAGAGUUCGGUGGAGCUCUAGAUGCGAGGGAGCUGUAUCCCGAUCUGAAGGUAAAGACGCUGAGGGAGGUGGCCCCGGCAUACUACGCGCCAUACAAGGUCUAGUGAAGGCCCUUGUAGCUUUUGUUUGCCGCGGAGUAGUUGAAGAAAUAUAGACAAUGGUUCAGGACUGGAUCAUAAAUUCGGCUUGAAUUUCGCUAUUUAAUGUCAUUCAUCUUGAAGCAUCACUCGUCAUUCCAACUCUCCGAGACAAAGUACUUACAAUCUAUCAAUUACGAGUUGGU